Messenger RNA from Emiliania huxleyi CCMP1516, 189 nucleotides. RefSeq names its product putative ABC transporter. Gene Ontology annotation, molecular function: ATPase-coupled transmembrane transporter activity. The transcript has a single exon. The record is from RefSeq and is a predicted model, not a curated record. Lineage: Eukaryota; Haptophyta; Isochrysidales; Noelaerhabdaceae. The coding region runs from base 1 to 189 and encodes 62 amino acids.
AUGACGGUGGUCGUCAUCGCGCACCGGCUGUCGACCAUCCGGAACGCCGACCGCAUCUGCGUCGUCAAGGGGGGGAGGGUCGCCGAGGAGGGCCCGCACCACGAGCUCAUGGCGAGGCCGACGGGCGUCUACGCGAAGCUCCUCUCGAAGCAAGUGGCGCUCCACUCGGGCUCGACCGGCUCCCUCUGA